GACUUGCUUUAUCCAAACUUCUUUUGAAACUACGAAGUGCCCUAGAGUAUAUGUUUGUGUAAACACUAAAAUAUAGACAUUAUAUUAUAAAAAUAGUGAAAACCAAUCUUCUUUGGAAACAUCCUGAACUUGCUGAACUGAUUAAAAGUAAUGAUAAGCAUCAGGCAAUCGCAAUGAUAAGAAAUUACAAUAUUUGCUUGUAAAGCUAUAAAUAUAAUGAUAAUGUAGUAUUAUAUUAUACUGGUUGUGAGUUUUUCUUUUUGUUUUCUAUGUAUAUUUUCGUAUCAUUAAAUUCAUACCAAACACUAGUCCUAAGUUUUGUAAGAAAGUAUUAUAUUUUUUGUAAGCAGCAGCUAUUUGUAUUCUGUUAACCCCUAAUCUUUUGCAAGCAAUAUUCAAUAAUCACAGCAACUGUAAAUAAUAACAAGAGAUAUUUAUUAUUAUCUGAGACAUAGAAAUUUUCUUUUGUUUUAUUUAUGUAAACUAGUCUAUUACAUAACUAUCUUACUUAAAACUGUAAUAAAUUUUUACUUGGUCAGAAUUAAUUAUCUGAUUUGAACAAAUAACCCCCUAAUUAUGAAUGAUUCCAGAUACGUUCAGGUGUGGGUGUCAUUUUCUACUCAUAACUUUCUCUUAUAUUUUGUUGUCAGCCUGCUCAGAACUUAGAUUUACACAUCGCAAAAUAUAUUUUUUUUUGGAGAAAAAAUCGCAAAAUAUAUUCCAUUAAUCAUAGGUCAUACAGUUAGAUUACAAGCAUACCAAAAAUAAAUCACGGAUUUCAAGGUGGAUUUAUUUUCUUAAUAGAAAGCCGGCAACCGUCGUGGGUUGAUCAAAAGUUAAAUUCAAAGAUUUUAUUUGUUAUUUUUUGGUAAAUAAAAUGAUAACCGGUAAUAGGUAGCACCGUAGCAAGUAUUCGUUGGACAUGAGUUUUGACAUCUUUAUUUAGCCACUAUGUUCUUCAAAAUAUUUGUUUACCGAAAAAUAAUCUACAUUGAAAAAUUAUCAAAGUUAUUGAGGGCACAUGCAUGCACAAUAUAUUUUUUCAAUAUUUUAAAUAUAUACUUUUGACGUUUGAAGCAUUCGAACACUUUGGAUGUAAUUAACUAAAACUGUACAAUAGGAGUAUUAUUUAGGGUUUAUCUUUCCUUGGGAUCGGAGUAUUUUGUAAAGAGUUUAAUUUGAUGAUCGGAUCCCAGUUUAGGUGUAUCUGCCACCUGAAAAUAGUAUCAAAACAUAAUUCUCAACAAAAAAAUAUUUGCUAACGAACAUAAUUAAUGCACGUAAUAUUGGCUGGUGCAUGCAGCUGCUAGGUUCGAUGAGUCAGUGCAACGGUAUCUUUAAUCUUUCACACAACUCAAGUUACGCGUCUCAUAACGUAUUUGAUGGCACGCGUGCCAGACGGAGAUUGUCUAGCUCCAAUAUUGCCUACAUGUCGUGAUUUAAAUCGUUAAUAUAAAGCAAAACUUAUUAAUAGACAACUUAUAAUUAAAUAUAUGAUCACGGUUAUAUUUUUACAAUGGAAGUAUUACUGUCAAUCCGAUACUUUUAUUAGAAAAACAAAAUUCACAUAAACACACACAAAAUCACACAUACUCCCUCUGUUCCAUAAUAUAAUAUAAAUAGUUUUAUCUAAAAUCACAAAGAUUAGAAAAACUAUUAUUUUUUUAAAAAAUUAUCAUUUAAUGUAUAAUUUAUAUAUAAUUGAACUAAUAAUAAAUAAAUUUAUAUAAUUUGAUUGGUCACAUUAUAUCCAAAAAUAUAAAAAUUGCCUAAAAAUGUGAAAACUGCUUACAUUUUGAAACCAACAAAUUUCUUAAAACUAUAUAUAUAUAUAUAUAUAUAUAUAUAUAUAUAUAUAUAUAUAUUAUGAAACAGAUGAAGUAUAUUAUAAAACUAUUGUAUGAUACAUACUUAAAAAAACUCUUAUUGAUUAAAAGAUACCAGUUGUUAUAUUUCCCUUUCAUAGAACUAGUCGCCCACGAAUUUUCAGAAUUUCUUAAAAUCAAGAAAUUGGAUGUUUAAGAAAAAGAGAAGAGAAAGAUAUGGAAAGGCAUACGAUGUAUGCAUAAAAGAAUGCUGCAAGUGGCCAGCGAUGGACCAUAUUCUUCUACAUCAGCAAAAUGAAUCAUUGCCUUUAAACCAAGUGAUUAAAACCGCCUUUAAUUACACUCUCUUCUAGAUAAUAUGUACAAAUUACCUUUCAGAAAUUUUGUCACCAUUAGCACUUAAUUUGGUAAACAUAUUAAUUUUAUUUCAGGUCACACUUGCCAUAUUUUUCCAUGAUCAUUUGUUUUCCCAUUCAAAAUAUAUAUCUCUCAUGCUCAAUCAAUUUCUUAAAAUAUCUAUAUAUUAUCUUAUCUUCUUGUACUAGCUUGUUCCCAAAGGAACCGUACGUAAUAUCUUGCUGUUUUCACAUAAGGUGUUUAAAAAAAACGAAUAUGGAAGAAAUAUUUUGUGGAAAUAGAAAUAGCAAGCUAAAUAAGAGGAAUAUAACAAGAUGCAAGGCAAAUGCACAAUGAAGAUCAAGACAGCCGUGACAUUUUUUUUGUAAUGGGUCGCACAAUAUCGAUAAGAUAAUUAAGUUAUUCCGCACAAAAAAAAUACAACUAUUAUUACUUUGAAAACAUUCGUAAACAACACAAAAAGGUAAAAACAAAAGAGAGCUAAAGUGGCAGCACUAGUAUGUAACUACUAAGUACUAACUAGUGCGAUUGAUUUAACUCAUAAACACCAAAAUGUUAUUUUAUUACUGCCACACACUAAAAUACACACACAUAUGUGGAUUAGAAGUUUUUCCAUAGAUUCUGAUUUGAUUUUAAUUUUUAUAUAUGUACAAAAGCAAGGAUAAAAUACUAAUGAAGGUAAAUAAGGGCUGGUUGGUGGAGUGGAAAUGCAAGGAUGAAAGAUGGACAGAUCGGGGAAUAUGAACUAACGCUGUCUUCAACUCUCUAUUGGCUACAUGACGAUCUUUUGAUUACGACAGGAGUGAAUUUUUAGAAACCCUCCAAAAUCUAUUUAAUAGAAUCAUUUAUUAUUGUAUAUGAGGAUAAUAUAACACUCUUAUUCACAAUUUCAGUUAUAUAUCGAGUCAUCAUUACAACAUGAUGAAAUUCAUGGACUUCUAGUAACAAGAAACUGAAUACAAGAUUAUCACAUUCGAAUAUUUUAGUUUAUCAUAUGUACUGAUGUUUUUUUUCUUACUGUAUCUAAUUAGCAUCCUGCAAAUGAUGCGCAUAUACAUUCAUAUUGCCGUGGACUGGCUGACUGAUAGAUUCAUAUGUUCUCUAUAUAUCCAAGAAGCUCCAGACCAGAAUCCAUAAUCUCCACGGGUCAAGAAUUAAAGCAAGUUUAAAUGAUUUCUCGAACUUGGUACUUCUGCCCUUAUGAUCACAAGGUUUUACUGGAAGAGGUAGCAGCUCGGAUCAGAUUCAUAUGUUUCUUGUUUAAAAAGGAUACAACUCUUUAACGUACCUUAAAACAAAAUGUACAGUACACACCACUUUACCACAAAAUGGUACCAUGGAAGAAAACAAAAGAUAGAGAGGUCCAAAGAUCCAGGUUGUGCAGGCCAUUUUGCAUCCAAUAUGAUAAAAAAUGACAAUACCAAUUAUUGAAAUUAGAUGGCCCUCUUGUAAGAGUUUAGAAAGUGUAUGGACCUCACAAAAUUUUCUAAUCUUCUCAAUAUGGUCUAAAGUAGAUUGGACCCAAAAAACAACUUGGAAAGCUUUUGGCCUUUAUGUUAUUUAAUUAAAUAAGUAGAAUUUUGGUGGAAAGCAUGUCUCUUUUCAUGACAAAAGUAUUGAAUCUUCUCAUUUAUUGUUCUUCAGAAGUUCACCGUUGACCUGUUGGUGAGAUUGAAUUGGUCAAACUUAGACAACUUGAGCAACCAGAAUUUGAAAGUAGACCAACCUCUCCAUCACACAAAGAUUGAAACCAAAGUCAAUUCACAUUUAAAUAUAAAGACAGAAGAGAACUCAUUCACUCUCUCACACAAUUCAUAAAACAGAGCUUUUUCUGCAAAAAUCAUUAAUAAGUGAUGCAGGUUAUGAGAAGGAUCCCAUCAGGAGAAGGCGCAGAUAUGCGUGAAAGAUCAGAGACGACUCGGGUCAGACGUAGGAGUCACGGUUCGGCCCUGAGAGUUCGACAGCCUUGCACGUGUUCAGGACGGCCUGGCUCGUCCAAGUGCGUGAGGCACGGGUUUAUGGUGCCAAGUGACGGAAGCAAAGAGGUGUUGCGAAGAGCUUUGACGCCUCCGAUCCGGCGGAUGAAUCUCCGUUGGUUGAAUUUCCGACCAACACCUAGCAGACUCUGUAGAAUGUCUUCAGUUUGAUUUUAAAAUUUGGAUACUCUCAUAACUGAGAACUUUUUUUUUGGUUUGAAUGUAAAUAAAAAGUUGAAAUUUGUUUUGUUCCAGUAAUGUUGGAAAUGAGAUCCAUUUGCAGAUA
Molecule: messenger RNA, 4445 nt
Organism: Brassica rapa (field mustard)
Lineage: Eukaryota; Viridiplantae; Streptophyta; Magnoliopsida; Brassicales; Brassicaceae
Source: RefSeq, a predicted model, not a curated record